Molecule: messenger RNA, 1075 nt
Organism: Vigna unguiculata (cowpea)
Lineage: Eukaryota; Viridiplantae; Streptophyta; Magnoliopsida; Fabales; Fabaceae
Product: small ribosomal subunit protein eS7-like
Biological process (GO): rRNA processing; translation; ribosomal small subunit biogenesis
Cellular component (GO): cytosolic small ribosomal subunit; small-subunit processome; 90S preribosome
Molecular function (GO): structural constituent of ribosome
Source: RefSeq, a predicted model, not a curated record
AAAAAGAAAAACAAAAACAGAAGAUUAUGUUUCCCUCUUAGUGUAUCUAAAAUUAGGGCAACCUCGAACCCUGAAAGUUGUUCCUUAUAUAAAAUCUCCCAAGCGCCUCCAUUUUCUACCCCUCUUCCGUUCGUGCUGGAGCUGAUAGUGAAGGCGAAGGCAAGGCGUGUUACUCUAUCUGAUUGAACAAAAAUGUACACUUCUAGGAAGAAAAUUCACAAGGAUAAGGAUGCAGAGCCCACUGAACUUGAGGAGACAGUUGCACAGUAUUUAUUUGACUUGGAGAAUACCAACCAGGAUCUGAAAAGUGACUUGAAGGAUCUCUAUAUAAAUCAAGCAAUUCAAAUGGAUGUGGCCAAUAAUCGCAAGGCUGUAGUCAUCUAUGUGCCUUUCAGAUUGAGAAAAGCAUUCCACAAGAUUCAUCUCCGACUUGUUAGGGAGUUGGAGAAGAAAUUUAGCGGGAAGGAUGUUAUUAUGAUUGCCACAAGGAGGAUCUUGCGGCCACCAAAGAAGGGCUCUGCCGUUCAGCGUCCCAGGACCCGGACAUUGACUGCAGUUCAUGAUGCCAUGCUAGAGGAUGUUGUAUAUCCUGCGGAGAUUGUUGGAAAAAGGGUCAGAUAUAGAAUUGAUGGUUCAAAAAUAAUGAAGGUUUUCUUGGACCCCAAGGAGCGCAAUAACACUGAGUACAAGCUGGAUACUUUUUCUGGAGUUUACAGGAAGCUUACUGGAAAAGAUGUAGUAUUUGAUUAUCCAGUCACAGAAGCCUGAUAAGCUGCUUGGUUUAGUGGAGGAUAGCUUUUUUGCAGUUUUUGUUAGAACCAACCACACAUGUUGAACAAUAUCCAAAAUUUUGACUUCUGGAAUUUUAUUUACUGCGUCUUUUCCUUGAUGCAUUAAAAUUACUAAGGAGUACUUUCUGUGGCCGUAGAACAGGUAUUUAGAGUGUGUGCGCUUGAUGAGGCCUUGGUUUAGAUUGAUUUCCUUUUGGCUAACAUUGAAGCUUGGCUUUAUCUGUUGCAAGACUGUUUGUAUUUACAUUGGAGUUUGCCUUUAUAAAAUAUCUCAUUUGUCAAAA